CAAGGAGUCAAACAAUUUUAUUUUGACUAAAUAUGUACACAGAAGUAAUAAUGCUUAUGAUAUUUGAUACAAAUCAUUAGAUUAAUCACAAUAUAUAUAUUUUUACAAUAAAUCUAUUUAGAGAUAAACAUCGAUAUUAUUUUAUAAAUCUAGUUAAAUUUUAGAUUGGUUGACUUACAUCUCUGCUCGCCUGAAAAACGAGUCGUCAACUUUCAGCGUCGCGAUCACCCUACCCCGUAAAUGCUCUGCCCCGCUCCGCCAUAUGCUGCCGUCCCGCUGCCCUGCGCCGCGCCCGGCCCUCAGCCCAUCCCCAUCUAGUUCGCCACGCCGCCGCGCCGCCCGUCUGACACGACGUCCCACCGCCCGGCAUUCGCGGAGGAGAAUAUGGAGGCGCAGGCGGAGGCGCCAUCCCGUGCCCAUGCGUCUGCUACGGGACAGCCUUCCGCCUUCCAAUGUGGUGCAGUCUGUGCGUACGCUUAAAUGGACAUAGCGGUCGAAGAGCCCGAGGUGAGCGGCGCGGCGGAGAUCGCGGCGGUGCUCAUCGCCGCCCACCCACACGGCAACUCCGUCGCCGUGGCCAUCGCCAUCGCCAUCGGGUCCGGGCUCCUGUUCGAUCUCAGGGCUGCUCUGUCAAAUGGUUGUGGCGGCGGUUCUCAUUCAGACACUAUAAGAGCUCUUUGCUUCAUUGUGAGUGGAGCUUUGUUUGCAUCUGCUGGUGACGACAAACUUGUGAAGGUUUGGAAGACUGACUCCUGGCGUUGCAUCCGGACUAUAAGUUUUCGCGAGAUGGAUGGUUCAUUGCUACUGGUGGCAGGGACUUCAAAAUAUGAGUCACAUUAUUCCCGAAGAAUCCUCUAAAAGAGCCCCUGAAACACAAAGCUUUUGCGUUGGCCAUACAAAAUGGACAAGGAGAAGGCCGACCAAGAAGAUGCCACUAUGACUGCCACGUGUGUGUGGAUGCUGACGCCCAAGCUUGUGUCAGUGUGACCCUCGCCACUCUUUAACGCCGAGUGUGCUAACAUUACCGCUCUAAAAAGGGGAGUCGCUGCCUUUUGUGAUCGCAUCGCCCUAACUUGCCCCACUAGUGAUCGGCCAGUUGAAUGCCCGCAUGUAGUACGAAUUGAAGCUACCUCCAUCGCCAAUCUUCAUGUCGGCUUUCUAGGACAUCUGCUUGGUGGUUCUCGACCCCUGUCUUUCCACUACCACUAGUGGGGCGACCUUGUUCUGCUUACUCUCUAGUGCUAAACACUCAUCAACCAUGCCCUCUCUGAUGUGCGUUGUUUUGGCAUUUUAUCUUGGCACCGAAUGGACUACGUCGUGCUGUCUUGUCUCUUUAAUAUGGCUACCAUCAAACUUUCGGAAAUCAUUCGUGUCCGCAGUGGCAUAGACCGUCCAAACCUAUCCUUCAUGGCACCUCAAAAACUUUCUCCAAGACCCCACCCUAUGUGUUUUUCUUGGGUGCUCCAAUCAUAAGGGCUUUGGGGCUUGAUCUCUCCUCCAACUGUGUCAUCAUUUCUCAAAAUGGCAUCUUAAAUAUUUCUUGCGUAUUUUGUUAAAAGAGCACUAAUGUACAAUUCUUUUGCUUUCUUAGGUUUCAAUUUUUUUUCAAAAUUAUUUUGGUAUAUAUUACAGAUCUUACCUAAGCACACGUGAUUUGGGCCACAUCUAAAAAUUUGUCGAUCUUGCUCCUGUCCAUCUUGAUAAUGAAGGUUUAGUCUAUCUUCGAUGUUUUUUUUCAUCCUACCAGUGCUAGUGUGGACCAAGCUAAGAACUUCUUCCCACUUCGGCAAGUCCUCUUCCAUCUCCAACAAAGCUCGAUCCAAAUUGAAGAUCCUUCUACUCUAGUGAGCUCUAUUCCUAGAUGUUCGAGAGGAAAUAUUGUCUUUAGCAUGAUAGUUGGAACACUCUCAUGUAGUAUCUAGAUGGAAUCCUAGGCUCUUCCCUUAAGUUUGAUCGAUCACUUGAGGUUGAAUAUCAAACGAAACAUACUACCAGAUAUAGAGCUCUCUUUCUAAUAGGGUUAUGUACAAUAGAUCAAUCGUAAUUUCUGAAAAGCAAAAUGGUAGUGGUCUUGCUUUAAAGCCAUUGCAUUGUUGCUUGCUAGAUGAAAAGCAAAAUGUAGGCU
Molecule: messenger RNA, 2125 nt
Organism: Sorghum bicolor (sorghum)
Lineage: Eukaryota; Viridiplantae; Streptophyta; Magnoliopsida; Poales; Poaceae
Exons: 5
Coding region: 481-858 (125 amino acids)
Biological process (GO): RNA (guanine-N7)-methylation
Cellular component (GO): cytosol; tRNA methyltransferase complex; nucleus
Molecular function (GO): protein binding; tRNA (guanine(46)-N7)-methyltransferase activity
Source: RefSeq, a predicted model, not a curated record